Thlaspi arvense is the source of this 1708-nucleotide messenger RNA. NCBI's taxonomy places the organism in Eukaryota, Viridiplantae, Streptophyta, Magnoliopsida, Brassicales, Brassicaceae. The record is from the annotation of a GenBank genome assembly.
CGAGGUCGUAAUUGAGUAGUGAUUUUGGGAUGGAUAGGGGAUAUUUGACAUAUAUAAAACUUGACAUCACAAUUGACUAAAAAAGAAAGACCCUUGGUCCCAAAAUGUAAUAAACAUAUAAUAAUUUAAACCUCGUUUUGUUUUCUUCCCUGCCCUAACUACACUAUCCCCAGUCGCAAAUCCGUAAUCUCCGCGGCCGUCAUAUCACCGGAAACUCCAUAGGUUUUUCUUCCACGGGCGCGAUGGAGGUUGAUAAGAAGGAGGAGAUAGACUCUGAAUCUUCGGAGCAAGUGGUGAAUCCAUGGGAAGUCUCCGCCAAAGACGGCGGGAAAAUCGAUUACGACAAGUUAAUCGAUAAAUUUGGCUGCCAGAGGCUCGACGAGUCGCUGAUUGAUCGUGUUCAGAGACUGACUUCUCGUCAACCGCAUGUCUUCCUCCGCCGUGGUGUCUUCUUCGCCCACAGGGACUUCAAUGAGAUCUUGGACGCGUAUGAGAAAGGAGACAAGUUCUAUCUCUACACUGGAAGAGGGCCUUCAUCAGAAGCUUUGCAUUUGGGGCAUUUGAUUCCUUUCAUGUUUACCAAAUACUUGCAAGAAGCUUUCAAGGUUCCGCUCGUCAUACAGCUCACGGAUGAUGAAAAAUGCAUGUGGAAGAACUUAUCGGUGGAGGAAAGUCAAAGGCUUGCUAGAGAAAAUGCGAAAGAUAUAAUUGCUUGCGGAUUCGAUGUAACAAAGACCUUCAUUUUCUCCGACUUUGACUAUGUUGGCGGUUCUUUCUACAAAAACAUGGUGAAGGUUUCAAAGUGCGUUACACUUAACAAGGCUAUGGGAAUCUUUGGCUUUUCCGGCGAAGAUCACAUUGGAAAACUCAGUUUCCCUCCUGUGCAGGCAGUUCCAUCUUUUCCCAGUUCAUUCCCGCAUUUGUUCCCUGGCAAAGACAAUCUCCGUUGCUUGAUUCCUUGUGCAAUCGAUCAGGAUCCUUAUUUCAGAAUGACUCGCGAUGUUGCACCUCGGUUAGGCUAUAGCAAGCCUGCUCUGAUUGAGUCAUCAUUUUUCCCUGCGUUGCAGGCAAGUACUCUCUUAAGUAGUCUUCAGUUACUGAAAGGGGAGAAUGGAAAAAUGUCUGCUAGUGAUCCAAAUUCUGCUAUCUAUGUGACUGAUACUGCAAAGGACAUUAAAAACAAGAUAAACAGAUAUGCUUUCAGUGGUGGGCAAGACUCCGUCGAAAAGCACAGAGAACUGGGAGCAAAUCUGGAGGUUGACAUACCAGUCAAGUAUCUGAGUUUCUUCCUGGAAGAUGAUGCUGAACUUGAACACAUAAAGAAGGAAUACGGAGAAGGAAGAAUGCUAACCGGAGAAGUAAAGAAGCGACUCACUGAAGUUUUGACAGAAAUGGUGGAGAGACACCGCAGGGCUCGAGCUGCUGUUACUGAUGAGAUGGUGGAUGCGUUCAUGGCCGUGAGACCUCUCCCAAACAUGUUCGAGUAACCUGAUGGAAACUCCUUUUUUGGCUGCUUCUGCUGCAACUUCACAUCACCGACUUCCGAAUUAUUUCUGUUUUUUUGUUUAGAUAUUUGAAAGGAUAUGAAUUCAUUCUUGAAGUGUUCACAUAUUUACAACCUUCUUUUAUGUUUAGAAAUAUGAAGCAACCUUUUAAUUGAAGUUUGGUGAUGAUUUCUCAAUGUAUAGAAACUUCUUUCGACAAAACU